AUGCACGCGACCUCGAUCAGUGCCCCAGUGCGCACCGCAAUGAUGUUCGGACGCAUUCCCUCAAAAGCCCUCCCCUCGGUUGCAUUCCCAGCCAAUUCAACGGCAUUCUACCAGACCCUCUGCCAGGCACGACCAGCCAGUACCUCCGCACAAAUCAAGACCAGCUUCAAGGCACCAUGCGCUCGUCCCCAGGUCCAAAUGCCAACUUACCGUGUUGCAUCAAUGCGGGCGAACUCCACAGUCUCCGAGGCAACUCGCAAGGAAGCCGCCAAGCUGACCUGGAACUCAUUCUUCCAGCUCCGCGCCUCUCGUCGUCGCUAUUCGCUCGCUUCUUCGGUUGUGUCCUCGAUGGCUAGUACCUUCAUCGGUGUGCAGGUUCUUUCCAGCCAGGACCUUGAAUCCUUGGGUGCGCAGGUGAUGGGUCUGGACCCCUUCGUUGUUCUGGGAAUGGCUACCGCGGCUUGUGGUGCUGUGGGAUGGCUUAUUGGGCCCUUUGUUGGUAAUGCGGCGUGGGGGUUGGUUAAUCGGCGGUACAGACAGGCUUUCAUGAUCAAGGAGAAGGAAUUCUAUGACCGGAUCAAACGCUUCCGUGUUGAUCCCUCUUCGAACUCAAUCGCGAACCCCGUCCCCGAUUACUACGGCGAGAAGAUCGGUAGCGUGCAGGGAUACCGCCAGUGGCUGAAGGAUCAGCGUGUGUAUAACCGCAAGAGGCGCAACUUUAUCCUCUAG
Messenger RNA from Aspergillus oryzae RIB40, 729 nucleotides. Its product is annotated as presequence translocated-associated motor subunit PAM17. The record is from RefSeq and is a predicted model, not a curated record. Gene Ontology annotation, biological process: protein import into mitochondrial matrix. Gene Ontology annotation, cellular component: PAM complex, Tim23 associated import motor. The coding region runs from base 1 to 729 and encodes 242 amino acids. The transcript has 2 exons. NCBI's taxonomy places the organism in Eukaryota, Fungi, Ascomycota, Eurotiomycetes, Eurotiales, Aspergillaceae.